Hypoxylon fragiforme is the source of this 1737-nucleotide messenger RNA. RefSeq names its product BCS1 N terminal-domain-containing protein. Gene Ontology annotation, biological process: protein insertion into mitochondrial inner membrane from matrix; mitochondrial respiratory chain complex III assembly. The transcript has a single exon. Gene Ontology annotation, molecular function: ATP hydrolysis activity; ATP binding. NCBI's taxonomy places the organism in Eukaryota, Fungi, Ascomycota, Sordariomycetes, Xylariales, Hypoxylaceae. Gene Ontology annotation, cellular component: mitochondrial inner membrane. Bases 65 to 1420 code for a protein of 451 amino acids. The record is from RefSeq and is a predicted model, not a curated record.
CCUUUGAAUUUCAUAAAAAAAAUGAAAAGCUCUCGAUGUCUUUUCAACUUCUUUCUGCGACGUCAUGUCCGAUCCCGCCGCAACGCAGUCGCUUCUCAACAUCAAUGCGCUGCUCGAUAACCCCGUCUUCGCCGGGGGCUUUGGCCUCGCGUCCCUUGGCGCUGUCCUGGCCUUUGCUCGCCGAGGUGUUAUCACUGCCGGUGGUAUGAUUCGGCGCCGCAUGCUCGUCAAUGUCGAGAUUAGCAGACAGGAUCCCUCCUAUCCUUGGGUUCUUGCAUGGCUAUCGCAACCCCGAGAGCAGACUUCUUUUUUUGCGAAGAAGCUAACGCGCAUCAAUAAACUGUCCGUCACUACGUCCACCAGCGUCACGCCGAAUGGUCCUACGAAGGCGAGCUUCUUUUUGCAACCGGGAUACGGCCGCCAUAUUGUCAAGUACAAGCAUGCGUAUAUUGCGGUGAAUAGGGAAAAGCAGUCUACGGCGAAGACAAAUACGGGUGAACCACAUGAGACAGUGGAGCUCACGACAUUGUAUUCGCACCGACACAUCUUCGAGGACGUCUUUACCGAGGCUCGCGCUCUUGCGCUCCAGGCCAAUGAGGGGAAGACGGUGGUAUAUUCGGUGAGAAACUUUGAUUGGGUCCCGCUGGGCGAGCCACGGAGAAAACGGCCAUUGGGUAGUGUGAUACUUGACCAAGGAGUCAAGGAGGACAUUGUCAACGAUGCGAGGGACUUCCUCGCGCGACGGCAAUGGUAUGUGGAUCGUGGGAUCCCCUAUCGUAGAGGGUAUCUUCUUUACGGGCCGCCCGGCAGUGGUAAGAGCUCCUUCAUUCAGGCCUUGGCUGGUGAACUGGAUUUCAGUGUGGCCAUGGUAAACUUAAGCGAAAUCGGCGUAACCGAUGACAAACUUGCCUUCCUCCUCACGAAGCUUCCCGAACGUACUAUUCUCUUGCUGGAAGAUGCCGAUUCCGCAUUUGUCAAUAGGAGAAAGCGUGACGGGGAUGGAUAUAACGGUGGAACUGUGACCUUUUCUGGCCUGCUGAACGCCCUAGACGGGCUGUCUGCCGGCGAAGAGCGUAUUGCAUUCCUUACGACGAACCACGUUGAGCUUCUGGACCCUGCUCUGAUCAGGCCAGGCCGAGUGGACAUGACGGUCCGUAUAGGGGAAGCUACCAGGUACCAAGCUGCUCAGAUGUGGGACAGAUUCUACGGGGAUAUAGAUGCCGAUGGUACGCAUCGAGAGAGAUUCUUGCACCGCCUGGACGAACUAGGAUUCUUCCGCGAGGCGAAGGAAGGAGAGGCGGGGCCCCGCACGAGUACUGCUGCUAUCCAGGGCCUUUUCUUGUUCAACAAGAAUGAUAUGGAGGGCGCUAUUAACAUGGCCGAGCAUCUCAUUCCGCACAAACUGGAAGCAGAGCAGUAGAUGGCUUGUACGUUAUGUGUUACUGUACCAUAUAAGAGAUACCCCGUUAUUUGACGAUCCCGAUGAAAAAGUUCACCCUACCUAUCUACCUUUGCUUGUGUAACUGCCAGGUGUAUAAGCGAGGUGCUAAUCUGCCAACAGACGCGAGGCCGUAUUUCUAUCAUCAGAUUUUGCAAGAUUGGUUCGAUUACAAGCAUUUAGAUAUACGAAUGCAGGUUACGAAACCUACGAAGCCUUAUUAUUCUAGACUUCUCUUGUAUGAUUUGGUUGUACUCGAGAAAGGGCAGCCGAUAAUUUAAGUCAUCCUCGAUAUGAUA